AUGGAUUUCCACCGCGUUCGUGUAUACAUGUACCAGCUGCUCCGUGGGCUGGACAGCUUGUACAGACACGGGGUGGUACAUCGGGACAUCAAGCCUGCAAACUUGCUUGUGGACCCGCGGAUGUAUACCUUGAAGGUCUGCGACUUUGGCACGGCGAAGUGGGUCAAUACAUCCGAGGUGUCACAAGCCUAUGUUUGCUCACGUUUCUACCGUGCCCCAGAGCUCAUUCUGAGCGCGCGCGAACAUACCUCGAGCGUGGAUAUGUGGGCUGCUGGUUGCGUGCUUGGGGAAAUGCUGCUACGCCAGCCGCUUUUUGCCGGGAAGGAUGGGGUUGACCAGCUUUACAAGAUCAUUGAGAUCAUGGGGACCCCAACCGCACAGCAGCUCUAUGCGAUGAAUCCCUACUACGAUGCCGGAGCCGUCUUCACGCAAGUCCCGCCCUUGAAGUGGAGCAAAGUCCUGCGGGAUCGAUGGAGUGCGGAGGCUGAGGAGCUUCUGGCUCUCAUGCUUCAGUUUGACCCCAAAAAGCGGCCGCGCCCGAUGGAAGCUAUGGCUGCACACUUCUUCGGCGAGCUGCGCCGGCGGCCGAAGAGUGUGGCUGCAGACUUCUUCAAUUUCACGGACCAGGAAAGGGCCAGCUGCCCUCCAGAGAUCUUCAAGAACCUCAUGCCACAGAGGUAA
Messenger RNA from Symbiodinium necroappetens, 681 nucleotides. The record is from the annotation of a GenBank genome assembly. Lineage: Eukaryota; Dinophyceae; Suessiales; Symbiodiniaceae.